AUGCUAAGUGGAGUAUUUCUUGUUUCUGUCUCUUCUAUCCUUGUGUGGAUUGGUACGCUAAACACCCAAACACACUCUAUACAGAAGGAAAGUAUGUCAAUGGAUGACGCAAAACUAUUUCCGGUGAUUGGAUCAUUUGUUCUGCUAAGUCUUUUCUUUGCUCUUCGCUAUCUGCCAAAGAGUAUUAUAAAUACGCUGUUUAGGGCACUCUUUACAGUAACCGGAACAUUCACGGUGUAUAAAAUACAGAAGGUAAUAUAUCACCAGUUCCGCCCAGUGCAGCAGGAAAAGGUAAAAGAAGAGAAGGUAAAUAAGGACGUGCCAGAAAAGGAGGCCACGGGUAAGAAUCAAAAAGAAACAGCCGAGAAACCAGUAAAUGAAGGAGCAAGCACCAGCUCAGCCGGCAAAGAAGAUGCGGUUGAGACCACUCAGCCAGCACAAGCCGCAAUUUCUGGUACAUGGACAGGUUUCAAAAAUGAAGUUUAUGAUUCUAUAGUAGAGAUAAAGGAAUGCGCCAAUGUAUAUUUGAAUGAGUUCAGAAAGCCGCAGUUUGCUGGUAUGUUUGCAGUUUCCUGCCUAAUUAAUGCAUGGUACUUCAAAACUAAGAGUAUCAACUCUUCAAAUAUUCUUGCAAGUGCAUUUGCUAUUAUGGGAAUUCGGGAGAUAAAGCCAGACUCAACAAAGACGGUUCUUGUGCUUCUUUCUCUUCUUUUCCUUUAUGAUAUAUUUUGGGUGUUCUUUACGCCUGUUAUGAUCGGUGUGGCUAAGGGGUUAGACAUUCCUAUAAAAAUAGUAUACCCAUUUACUAGAAAAGGAGCAAGUAUGAUAGGUCUAGGGGACAUUGUGAUUCCAGGCCUGUUUUUGUCUCUUGCGCGCGAUUUUGCCCAUAAAUUCAGUGCACCGCUUGUGUUCACAUUUGGAUUUGUUGGAUAUAUUCUAGCGCUAAUUGUUACUUUCGCAAUUGUGUUUAUUUUUAAGGCAGGACAGCCUGCUUUAUUGUAUAUUUGCCCAUUGAUUGUGGCAGGUAGUCUUGUUGGGUGUGCAGUUCACAAGAAAACAAAAGCGUUCAUUGAUUAUAAGGCAGAAUAAAGCAUAAGUUGUCGGAGU
This is a messenger RNA of Nematocida parisii ERTm1, 1107 nucleotides long. RefSeq lists its product as uncharacterized. Gene Ontology annotation, biological process: membrane protein proteolysis. The record is from RefSeq and is a predicted model, not a curated record. NCBI's taxonomy places the organism in Eukaryota, Fungi, Microsporidia. Gene Ontology annotation, molecular function: aspartic endopeptidase activity, intramembrane cleaving. Gene Ontology annotation, cellular component: lumenal side of endoplasmic reticulum membrane; membrane; cytoplasmic side of endoplasmic reticulum membrane. The coding region runs from base 1 to 1089 and encodes 362 amino acids. The transcript has a single exon.